Molecule: messenger RNA, 444 nt
Organism: Perognathus longimembris pacificus (Pacific pocket mouse)
Lineage: Eukaryota; Metazoa; Chordata; Mammalia; Rodentia; Heteromyidae
Gene: Lyzl6
Product: lysozyme like 6
Exons: 4
Coding region: 1-444 (147 amino acids)
Biological process (GO): fusion of sperm to egg plasma membrane involved in single fertilization
Cellular component (GO): acrosomal vesicle; sperm flagellum
Molecular function (GO): lysozyme activity
Source: RefSeq, a predicted model, not a curated record
AUGAGAAUAGAUCUGCUCCUCUCGUUGGCCAGCUCCCUCCUUGUUGUGAAUGGACAGGUCAUCAAUCGCUGUGAAUUGGCCAAGAUAUUGCACAAGGAACAUAUGGAUGGGUUUGAAGGCUACACUCUGAAUGAAUGGCUCUGCCUGGCUUUUGUGGAAAGCAACUUCAACAUCUCAAAGGUCCAUGAGAAUGCAGAUGGCAGCUAUGACUAUGGCAUCUUCCAGAUCAACAGCCAUUUCUGGUGCAACGACUACAAGAGUCACUCAGAAAACUUCUGCCAUAUGGACUGUAAAGAUAUUCUGGACCGCAACCUUAUCUCAGCCAUGCAAUGUGCAAAAAAGAUUGUGUCUGGAUCAAGUGGGAUGAAGAACUGGGUACAAUGGAUAUUGCACUGUUCAGGACGGCCACUCUCCCAUUGGAUGACAGGAUGCCGUGUGGAAUGA